Elaeis guineensis (African oil palm) is the source of this 1993-nucleotide messenger RNA. RefSeq lists its product as uncharacterized. Gene Ontology annotation, biological process: vesicle fusion with Golgi apparatus; endoplasmic reticulum to Golgi vesicle-mediated transport. Gene Ontology annotation, cellular component: membrane; trans-Golgi network. The record is from RefSeq and is a predicted model, not a curated record. NCBI's taxonomy places the organism in Eukaryota, Viridiplantae, Streptophyta, Magnoliopsida, Arecales, Arecaceae.
AGAAGCUAGUAGAAGACCACUCUAGGAAACGGUUCCACUUUUUCCAUUAUGUGAGAAAGUAACUCUUGGGGGCGCCUCUUUUAUCUCAAUUUCUCUCAUUCCCUCUCCCUGUUUAACCUUUUUAGGGGUCUCAGUGUUUUGGGGAAUUCUAAUUGGAUCUCACAGUAAGCGAAGCAGAUCUCGGCAGGAGGCAGGAAUUGGCGUCGAUCUUUGAACAAGAGGCUGUGCGUUGUUCCACAGAGGAGUGCGACUAAAAAUUUCCUAUCCUUGAUCAUUGGGAUUUGUUUGCACGACGGGUAUAUUUCAAAUUUUAUUUAUUAUAAGAAAUUUUUCACAUGGUUGAUCCGAUCCGAGUACGAGUCCCAACGCGGUCGCCAUAAGUUGAAGCAAAAGGCUAGAGCCUCUCCAUCGACGAACUCAUUAGUUUAUCAUCAAAAAGACGAACUCCUUGGUUACUUUGGGGAGUGUCGAUUUUUUUGUUUUUGUUCCUCUUCCUUCUUUUCGUUGUCGAUCUCGAUCUUACGACUUCUCCAAACCCUAAUUUCUUGGAAUUCCUUCGAAUCGUAACACUAAAAUCUUUUCUCGAUCUGGAAUACCUCUCCUCGUCUCUCUAAAUCCGGAUCUUAGAAAGCAACCGUCGCCGCCGCUGCCGCCACCGAUGGCGAAGGAAUUCAACGUCCCCCCCGUGGUCUUCCCCUCCUCAACCGGCAACCCUAGCGUCCCCCACCAGCGCCGCGCCCCGGCGGCGCCUCCCUUCCAAGCGCCCCGCCCAGCCACCUCCUCCUCCUCCGGCGGUCCCUCCAACCCCAGUAUCCCCUUCAUGUCAUUCGACGUCGGCUCCGCCCCCGCCUCCUCCUCCUUCUCCGCUCCCGUCUUCGCCUCCUCCGCCGGCGGCCUCCUCUCCGGUGGCGCUGCUUCCUUCGACGACGAGCCACCCCUCCUCGAGGAGCUGGGCAUCAACACCCGCCAGAUCUGGCGCAAGACCGCCUCCAUUCUCAACCCCUUCCGCGUCAACCCCGACCUCCACGAGGACGCCGACCUCUCCGGCCCCUUCAUCUUCCUCAUGGCCUUCGGUCUCUUCCAGCUGCUCGCCGGCAAGUUCCACUUCGGUAUCAUCCUCGGCUGGGUCACCGUCGCCGCCCUCUUCCUCUACGUCGUCUUCAACAUGCUCGCCGGCCGCAACGGCAACCUCGAUCUCUACCGCUGCCUCAGCCUCGUUGGCUAUUGCAUGCUUCCAAUGGUGAUCUUCUCCGCAAUGUCUCUCUUCGUGCCCCACGGCGGCGUUGUGAUCUUUGUCAUGGGUGCUGUCUUUGUGCUCUGGUCCACCAGGGUCUGCACGAGGCUCCUCGUCGAGCUGGCCUCGUGUGGAGACGAGCACCGUGGCCUCAUAGCCUACGCCUGCUGGCUUGUCUACAUGCUCUUCUCCCUGCUUGUAAUAUUCUGAUUCUUGGUGAGGACUUGUGCAGGACUUUGAGUUCAUAUUCAGGGCUUUUUCUUUCUGAUGGAGCAUUGAGUGAACGCUCUCUGCUUUGUAUGAGACUUUGAGGGAUGUCUUCAGACCUUCGCCAAGCUCAUGAUUGCUGCCCGGCGGUCUCCACACGACUCUCCAUGGAUUUGAAUCCAUUUUAUUCCUUGCGUUCUAUGCUUUUGGGAAUUUUUUUUGUGAUGAGAUGGUAUUGAUUUAUAUUGUUUGCCAUCUAUAAACCAGUCAUAGGACCAGUCAUAGGUUGGCCAAAGAAUUUGAUUCUGAAAAGAAGGAAUAUUUUUGAAACAUCAGGAAAGAAAAUGUUGAAGACCGGAGGGUGGAGUGCCUACUGGAAAAUUGCCCAUCUUCUUAGUUGCUAUAGCUGAGUAGUACUAUCAGUAUACUUUCCUAAUUAUUGGUUAAGUUUACCAAACCGUGUUAGAAUAUUCUAUGAACACUCUUCUCUUGGUUCGGUUCUUGCGUACUGGUUAUUACAUGCACACGAUCACGCUGGCUUCUUUAGCAGUU